AUGGACCCAUGCUACUUCUAUACUGGAAAAUUGACAAGAAAAUCCGAUGUUUACGCAUUUCGAGUUGUAUUGUUUGAGGUGUUGUCUGGGAGGCAAGCUGUAGAUUCAACCCUUGAUGAAGAGCAAUGGGGCUUAGCACCUUGGGCCCAAGGCCAAAUCAAAGAGGGAAAAGUCAAUCAAAUUAUGGACCCUAGAAUGAUGGGACAAAUCUCAAAAAAAUGCUUGAAGGAGUUUGCAAGCUUAGCAAGUCGUCGUUUACAUACCCAACCAAAGUGUUGGGUUGAUGAAAGAACAUAUGCACCAACAAAAUUUGGGGUUGGUUUGGCGAUUUAUGUUAGGAAAAAAUAUAUUGAAACGUGGAAGCUCGAACUUGAACUGGAAGAUUUUAAUCAUCCAAACCUUGUCAAACUCUUGGGAUAUUGCUCUCAAUGGGGAGAACUUUAUUGCUUUUACGAGCUUUUUCGUGGCACUACAAGUUUAGAUAAAUAUCUUUUCAUAGAGCCAGUUACCACAUCACUUCCUUGGGUUUUAAGACUGAAAAUAGCAGUAGGAGCAGCUAAAGGCCUGGCUUUCUUACAUCGAAGGAAACAUCCAACAUAUAGCCAAUUUAAGACAAAUCGUAUAUUGGUGGAUAAGGAUUUUAAUGCUCUACUAUCGGAUUUUGAAGUGGAAAAUUUAUACGCCACAAAAGAGCGAUUUGGUUAUGUACUUGAUGGAUUGGCUGGUAUUUGCAGUUCACUACCUGAAGAUGGUGCUGGAGUGAAGAGUGAGAUCUCUGCUUUUGGAGCGGUACUACUCGAAAUACUAACAGGGAUGAAGCUGUAUGAUGAGAAGAGUCCCUUAGGAAAGCAAAAUUUGGUGGAAUGGGCUUAUAUAUUUCUAGCAAAUGAGUUUAAAUUGGGAUUGAUUAUGGACCCACAACUUCAACAUAAUGGUUAUCCUCCAAAAGGAGCAUUCAAGUUGGCUCAACUUGUUUUAAAUUGUCUUCAAUCAACACAAACUGGAUGCCUUUCGUUGAAAGAAAUCGAGCAGGUCUUGUGUGGGUGCUACAAAGAAGAAAUCAGAUCAGUGUGCAGUUAA
Molecule: messenger RNA, 1080 nt
Organism: Lactuca virosa
Lineage: Eukaryota; Viridiplantae; Streptophyta; Magnoliopsida; Asterales; Asteraceae
Source: the annotation of a GenBank genome assembly